Molecule: messenger RNA, 3873 nt
Organism: Calypte anna (Anna's hummingbird)
Lineage: Eukaryota; Metazoa; Chordata; Aves; Apodiformes; Trochilidae
Product: myosin-IIIb
Exons: 30
Coding region: 1-3165 (1054 amino acids)
Cellular component (GO): myosin complex
Molecular function (GO): cytoskeletal motor activity; protein binding; ATP binding
Source: RefSeq, a predicted model, not a curated record
AUGAUGUCUCUGGAAGAGAGUGUGUCGCCUGCCGGGGCGGCCGGGGACCUGGCGGCACUGGCGGAGCUGGACGAGGCGGCUCUGCUGGGCGGGCUGCGGGAGCGGUUCCUGCGGCAGCAGAUCUACACCGAUGUCGGCGACAUCCUCAUCGCCAUGAACCCCUUCCAGCCCCUGCCGCUGUACGGGAAAGAGGUCUCCGAGCGGUACCGGCACCACGAGAGGGGCAUGCAGCCACCCCACAUCUUCGCCGUGGCCAGCCGGGCCUACCAUGCCAUGCUGGGCUACCAGAGUAGCGACCCCAAGAGCCAAUGUAUCGUCAUCAGUGGAGAGAGUGGUGCAGGGAAAACAGAGAGUACAAAGCUAUUGUUGCAGCACAUAAUGAACCUAUGCAAAGGCAACUUGCAGCUGGAGCAGCAGAUCCUUCAGGUAAAUCCCUUGCUUGAAGCUUUUGGCAAUGCCCAGACUGUGAUGAAUGACAACAGCAGCCGUUUUGGAAAGUACAUACAACUGCGUUUCCAUAAGAAUACAGUACGAGGUGCAAAGCUAAGUGAGUAUUUGUUGGAGAAGUCACGGGUCGUGCAACAAGAUACCGGGGAGAGGAAUUUCCACAUCUUCUACUACAUGUUUGCUGGACUCUCUACAGUGGAAAAGGAGAUGUAUGGGCUGUUGGAUCCUUCACUCUACAGGUACAUAAGUGGACGAUUUGGUACACAGGAUGUAGUUCAGCACUGGAAGCACAAAUACCAAGAGGUGUGCAAUGCCCUUGACAUGGUGGGAUUCCAAGAACAGGAGCAAGUGGACAUGCAGGCUAUCUUGGCUGGUGUGUUGUCUCUGGGCAAUGUGACCUUUGAGCCUGAGGAGAGAGAUGGAUCUGUAAAAGUGAGUGAAGCCUCCCGGGGAUGGCUGAAGGCUGCAGCGGGUCAGUUUGGAGUCCAAGAAGAUGAACUGUUAAAAUGCCUGAUUUGCACAGUGUCUGUGACCCGAGGCGAGCAGAUUCAGCGUUUUCACACCCAGCAGCAAGCAGAAGAUGCUCGGGACUCUAUUGCAAAGGUGGCAUACAGCCGAGUGUUUGGCUGGAUUGUCUGCAAGAUCAAUGAGCUCCUGGCUGAGAAUGUGGAUCCUGAGGUGGAACUGAGGGAGAUAGGUAUCUUGGAUAUUUUUGGGUUUGAAAACUUUGCAGUUAAUCGUUUCGAACAGCUUUGCAUAAACCUGGCCAAUGAGCAGCUGCAGCACUUCUUCAACCAUCACAUUUUCCAGAUGGAGCAGUCUUCCUAUAAGGAAGAAGAGUUGCCUUGGGAGACUAUCACAUUCAACAAUAAUGAACCUGUUUUGAAUCUACUCCUGGCCAAGCCACUUGGGCUCCUGUCUCUUCUGGAUGAGCAGAGUGCAUUCCCUCAGGCAACUGAUAAGACACUUGUGGAUAAAUUAAACAGCAGCUUCAAAGGGAAUUUACACUUCGAGCCAGGCCGAGGCCAUGUUUUGGGCUUCAGCAUCAUUCACUAUGCUGGAAAAGUACAAUAUAUGGCUGGGGGCUUUCUAGAGAAGAACAGAGACACCUUGCCAGCAAACAUCCGUGGGCUUUUCAUCAACAGCAUCACUCCCCUGCUCAGUGUUCUGUUCACAGCUACUGUCUCCAGGACAGGGACACUGAUGCCUCAUGUGAAAGCCAAGUUUCAGGGCAUACCAGGAACAGACAACAAGUUCAACAGCACACGAAAACAAUCUGCUGGAGCUCAGUUCCGGCAUUCCCUGAUGGUGCUCAUGGAGAGGAUGUAUUCUGCCAACCCACACUUUGUGCGCUGUAUAAAGCCCAACAGCCAGAAGGAGCCAGGUGUGGUGGACAGCCAAGUGGUGCUGCUGCAGCUUCGAUACAAUGGACUGCUGGAGACAAUCCGAAUCCGAAGAGAUGGUUACUCCUGGAGACCUUCAUUUGAGGAAUUUUCUGAAAGAUACAGAAUUCUUCUACGUAAACCAGAUAUUUCCCUCACAAAAGAAAGCUGCCUGGAGAUACUGAAAACUACAAAGCUGACAGGCUGGAUAUGUGGGAAGUCACGACUUUUUUUUAAAUAUUGGCACCAGGAACAGCUGGCAAAGUAUGUGGAGCAACUAGAAAAAGCAGCAGUUGUCAUACAGAAAGUUUUCAGGGGGUUCAGACACAGGAAGAUUUACCUAAAACUGGUGGCUGAGCUGAGAGCUCAGGAAGAGGCAGAGAGAGAAAGAAGCCGGCAGCUGGCAGUGGAAGCAGAGGCUCAGAAAAAAAUCUCCCGUCCAGUCCCCAUGCCACGGAAGAGAUGGCCUCAGCCUUCUCAUCAUCCUGCUGAUAAGCCACCCCAGCCACCAGUGCCGCGGCCACGCAGCAAACUAAAAGAGUCCACUCCUUUUGAUAACUUGGACCCUUCGGCACCUCGCCCUGUUCUGGGGACAAAAGAACUGGCUGAAGAAGAGACAAAAAUGAGGAAAUUCAAAAGAGGAGCAACUCUCCGCUGGUUCAAAGAGACACAGGCUGAGAAGGUCUUGCAGAAUGAUGGGGCCUAUCCAAGCUGGCUGCACGGGAUGAUCAGCAGGAGAGAAGCUGAGAACUUGCUGAUUGACAAGCCUUUGGGUUGCUUCCUUGUUCGGAUCAGCCAGAGCCGACCAGGCUACAUCUUGACUUACAGGGGCGAAGGCCGCUGCAGGCACUACAUGGUCCAGGUGCAGCCCAAUGCACGCUAUGUCAUCCUGGGGGAAGACAGGGCUCAUGCCUCUCUCACUGAACUGGUUCAGUAUCACCAGACUGUGGGCAUCCAGCCCUUCAUGGAGAUUCUGACUCUUCCCUGUGAGCAGAAAAGCAGUGAGAGUUUGGAUUCUGAAAAUCUGGAGUGCUUCAGUCAAGCCAAGGGGGUUACCCCUCCAGAGAAGCUGCCCUGCUCCUCCAGCCCUUCUACCAACAAACCUCCUCUGCAGUUUAGAAGGAACAAGAAUUGCCAAAACCAGCAAAUCUUGGAUGACAUUAGUAAACAGCUAAGCUCAGGCAAGGAGAGAGGCAGCCAACAAGCCUUCCCUCGCCUCCACUCUUCCAUACGUCUGGCAAUGCAGGAAAUACAGCAGUUCUCUUCUACUUUCUUGAACACCUCUCUACAGAAUCGCUGUCAAGCUCACAGCAUUAAGGAUGUAGAGUCCAAGUGACAUGGUCUAAGUGGCUCAUCCCUAUCCUCUUCCAGUACUGCUGGGCCUUGCCUAACUGAGUGAACAUACAGGACAGUCAGCAGCAUCAUUUCUUUUGUCUUUUUGUUUGUGCAUCUGCACUAAUCUGGCCCUGUGCCUUGAGACAGGACUGCUGCAGAAAUGAACUUUCAUCAGCACUCAGCUGGUCUCAAUGAGUGAAACUGCUUUAAGCACCCUGGUCUAGUAGGUGUCCCUGCCCAUGCAGGGUGGGUCCCUUCCAAGCCAAAGCAUUCUAUGAUUCUAAGGUCUGGGCCAGUCUUGUCCUCACAGAGGGGAGAGGAUGGGAACUGUCACCCUGCACAGGCCCAGAGUGCAAAACAGUCUACGUGUCAAUACUUCAAUGUGCCUGAAGAUCCCUCACAAUGCACUGUUAACAGUUACAAACAGGAUGUGUUGAAACAACAUGUUUUCUCACCAAUACCUUUACUAAUUUUCUACCUCUUUCUCAUCAAGUCAUCUGUCUUGGUUUUAGUCCUGUGUAUUUGCUGCUCUGGAAACAAAGGGAAGCUGGGCUUGGACUUGGGAAGUAAGGAGUUACACUCGUGUGUCAUUUUUUUUGAGUGCAGGAACACUUGAACAGGAGCUGAGACAAGGGGCAAGAAGAAUUUUCUGCAGAGGGGAUUUCCUGCCUGUGGCAUCAGUGUGCUGGCACACUGCUCCCCAGUCCUU